Alternaria novae-zelandiae is the source of this 1032-nucleotide messenger RNA. RefSeq lists its product as uncharacterized. The record is from RefSeq and is a predicted model, not a curated record. The transcript has a single exon. NCBI's taxonomy places the organism in Eukaryota, Fungi, Ascomycota, Dothideomycetes, Pleosporales, Pleosporaceae. Bases 1 to 1032 code for a protein of 343 amino acids.
AUGGCAAAUCAUCCGCAGCAACAAUUUGGCCAAGGCCUUGGUAACGGUGGCGAUGGCCCGCCUAAUGAGAGGCAACAUGCUAAUCCACAACGUGGACAUUACGCGGAGAGUCUCCGCCCAAUUGUAGUGCGCGACCACCAGAAGUCGGCUGACGGUGUGCGCUUUGGUGAGCACCAAGAGCCUGGCUAUCAUGUCGGCUAUCAAAACAGCAGCUACGGCGCUGAGUAUGGCCGUGUACCUGAGACAUACCGUCCUCCAGGCAGUUUCGCUAACUCUAGGCAUACCUCCGACUAUAGGCACCCAGUACAGAGUGGUCCCAGCCACAGGACUAUUGAACGUAAGGGGACUCCAUUGAGGAAGUCAUCCUCAUCCCAGGGCAGCCAUCGUGAUCGAAUGCGUACGAGGGCUCGCCCUGCGCGUGAGGCGCCGAGCCGAGAAUCGGCCAGCGAGCGCCUGGCCAAGAUACUCGCACAGCGCAAGGCAGAGUCGAGUGCUCGAUCUGCUCCAAAGGCUCAACCACCCACACCGCCCACGCCAGCACAAGUUGCCCAGGGCCAGGUACAACCGGAUUUGGAACGUAGGUUCCAGGACCAAGAGCAGCGAUUUCAAGCUGCUAUGACGAUGACGCAGCAACAGGCGGCUAUUAUCGUGGCAAUGCAGCAAGAACAUGACCAGCUGAGGCGCGAACAUGACACGCUGGUAGAUCAGCUGAAUGAGGCAGCGCGAAACGGUGCGUUUCCUGCUUUCGCCCCUGCACCACGUGCCCACAUAGAGACGGCGGCUGAGCCGCUUAGACCAAAUAUCUCGCAGUCCUCACAGGGUCAUGCAGGUGAGUAUCACAGCAUUCACAUGCUAUCAAGCCAAGAAGCCGGGUCGCUGCAGUCAGCACCUGGUAUUGGACAACAAAUGGCCCCCUCGGGCUUUGGGAACGGUCUCACUCCGACGGAAAGUCAGAUUUCCUCAUUGCAGUCGUAUCUUAAGGGUACGCUCCCUAAAGGCGACUUCGGUCAGCCACCGGGACGGGAGAACUGA